AAAUUAAGAAAAUAACCAAAGUGGCGAUGACGACUGAAGCAGUAAUCAAGGUAGUAGCACUCUGUGGUUCCCUCCGUGAAGCCUCCUAUAAUCGCGGUCUCCUCAAUGCUGCAAUGGAGAUAUGCAAGGAUUCUGUAAAGGGAAUGGAGAUUGAGUACGUCGAUAUAUCGUCGUUGCCGUUUACAAACGAGGACCUUGAGGUGAACGGAACUUAUCCAGACGAUGUGGAGGUUUUUCGUAAGAAAAUUGAAGAAGCUGAUUGUUUCCUCUUUGCUUCUCCUGAGUACAAUUACUCCGUCACAGCACCGUUGAAAAAUGCAAUUGAUUGGGCAUCUCGACCUCCUAAUGUUUGGGCGGAUAAAUCAGCAGCAAUUGUGAGUGCUGGAGGUAACUUUGGUGGAGGACGAGCACACUAUCACCUUCGACAAAUUGGAAUCUACAUUGAUCUUCAUUUCAUUAACAAGCCUGAACUUUUUGUGUUUGCAUUUGAGUCACCACCAAAGUUUGACAGCAACGGUGUGCUGAUACAUGAAGAAACCAAGCACAAACUCAAAGCAGUUCUUUUGGCUUUACAGGCAUUUGCCUUGAGACUCAAAAGGCAAGUCUGAAUAGCUUCUACCGGUGAAAAUUGUCCUGUUUGGAAUUGAAGCGUAGUUAUUAUUAUUAUUAUUAUUAUUAGUAUGAUCGUUGUUCAACAUUUUCAGGGUUUUGGAUUAAAGAAAAAAAAGGUUAUUAUCUCCAUGGCCACCCACUUGUUUUGUCCAAACAAAGAAAGGUCAUGGCUGCUGCGUUUAUUAUUCUAUAUUGUUGUUUUUAAAUUAUGAAAUCUUUU
Messenger RNA from Solanum verrucosum, 832 nucleotides. RefSeq names its product NAD(P)H:quinone oxidoreductase-like. The record is from RefSeq and is a predicted model, not a curated record. The transcript has 4 exons. The coding region runs from base 27 to 608 and encodes 193 amino acids. Lineage: Eukaryota; Viridiplantae; Streptophyta; Magnoliopsida; Solanales; Solanaceae. Gene Ontology annotation, cellular component: cytosol. Gene Ontology annotation, molecular function: oxidoreductase activity; FMN binding.